Molecule: messenger RNA, 2953 nt
Organism: Tachysurus vachellii
Lineage: Eukaryota; Metazoa; Chordata; Actinopteri; Siluriformes; Bagridae
Gene: cry1b
Product: cryptochrome circadian regulator 1b
Exons: 11
Coding region: 391-2079 (562 amino acids)
Biological process (GO): negative regulation of DNA-templated transcription; entrainment of circadian clock by photoperiod; circadian regulation of gene expression
Cellular component (GO): nucleus; cytoplasm
Molecular function (GO): DNA binding; FAD binding
Source: RefSeq, a predicted model, not a curated record
CUGUAGUCAGAGCUAAAGCUAAUACGCAGCUAACCGGCUAGUCGCUGUCACUAUCAUAAGAUUAACACAAAACAAACCAUUUUUCUUCGUGGAAUUCGUCGUCGUUUUGUUCCAAUAGCUUGUUGUUUUUUUUGUUUUUGUUUUUGUUUUUUUGUUUACUAAAGAAACAACAGAGCGAAUGAUAUUUACUGUUGUAAUAUUACAGUGUUUAUAAAGUCCUGGAGAUCCGACAGAAGCCACGACAUGGACAACGUUUUCCUCGAACAAGGUUAAAUUACAUUCACAACAGAGCCUGGUGUGAUCCUGUCUGCUCCAGUAGACUUGUUUAACUUAAUCUACGAAGUCCCUGUAUUCCGAGAAGCCUGUCUGCAGCACUGAAAGAGCGGAGUAAUGGUGAUGAACACGGUCCAUUGGUUCAGGAAGGGCUUGAGGCUGCAUGAUAACCCUUCACUCCUGGAGUCUAUAGAAAGGGCGGACACUUUACGCUGUAUUUACAUCCUUGACCCUUGGUUUGCAGGUUCAUCCAACGUGGGAAUCAAUAGAUGGAGGUUUUUGCUGCAGUGUCUGGAGGACCUGGAUGCCAGCCUUCGCAAACUCAACUCUCGCCUGUAUGUUAUCAGAGGUCAGCCUACUGACGUUUUUCCAAGGCUUUUUAAGGAGUGGAAGAUCACGCAUCUGUCGUAUGAGUAUGACUCUGAACCAUUUGGGAAGGAGCGAGAUGCAGCCAUCAAGAAGCUGGCCAACGAGGCAGGGGUGGAGAUCGUUGUUAGAAUCUCCCACACGCUCUAUGAUCUAGAGAAGAUCAUUGCACUGAAUGGUGGGCAGCCCCCUCUCACCUAUAAGCGCUUCCAGACGAUUAUCAGUAGAAUGGAUACUGUAGAGAUACCAGCAGAGACCAUUACUGCAGAAAUAUUAAGCAAGUGUAUCAUGCCUAUUGGUGACAACCAUGAUGAGAGGUUUGGUGUGCCCACACUGGAAGAGCUUGGCUUUGAGACGGAGGGUCUUCCAUCUGCUGUGUGGCCGGGGGGAGAGACUGAGGCGCUGACUCGUCUAGAGAGACACUUGGAGAGAAAGGCAUGGGUGGCUAACUUUGAGCGUCCCAGGAUGAAUGCAAAUUCAUUACUGGCCAGUCCUACAGGUCUGAGCCCUUAUCUUCGCUUUGGCUGCCUCUCCUGUAGAGUUUUCUACUUCAAACUCACAGACUUGUACAGAAAGGUAAAGAAAAACAGUGCACCUCCACUGUCUCUCUAUGGCCAGCUGCUAUGGAGAGAGUUCUUCUACACUGUUGCAACAAAUAGUCCACGCUUUGACAAGAUGGAGGGCAACCCAAUCUGUGUGCAGAUCCCAUGGGACCGUAACCCAGAAGCAUUAGCAAAGUGGGCAGAGGGCAGGACAGGUUUUCCCUGGAUUGAUGCAAUCAUGACCCAGCUGAGGCAGGAGGGGUGGAUCCAUCACCUGGCACGGCAUGCCGUUGCAUGCUUCCUUACCAGAGGAGACCUGUGGAUCAGCUGGGAGGAAGGUCUCAAGGUGUUUGAAGAGUUGUUGCUGGAUGCAGAUUGGAGUGUUAAUGCAGGCAGCUGGAUGUGGCUCUCCUGCAGCUCAUUUUUUCAACAGUUCUUCCACUGCUACUGCCCGGUGGGUUUUGGUCGCCGCACCGAUCCCAACGGAGACUAUAUACGUCGGUAUUUGCCUAUAUUGAGGGGUUUUCCUGCCAAAUACAUCUAUGACCCUUGGAAUGCACCAGAAAGUGUACAAAAGCUUGCCAAAUGUAUCAUUGGGACACACUACCCUAAGCCUUUGGUCAAUCACGCCGAAGCCAGCAGAAUAAACAUUGAGCGUAUGAAACAGAUCUACCAGCAGCUGUCUUCCUACAGAGGCCUUGGGCUUCUGGCCUCUGUGCCAUCCAAUGCCGGUGAACAGGUUGAAGGUGCAGGAGCAAGUCUGAACUCUGCAGACAGCACACGGAGCAAUGGUGCAGGCAGAGGAACAACCACUCUGAAGCGACUUAGUGAAGAGCUAUUAUCAAGCAACAGAUGCAAGAUUCAGAAACAGAACAACGACGAGCCACACUCACAGUGAAAAAAGCACAUACCUCUCCUCAAACUGCCAGCAGGAUUGUAGUAUUCAGAACUUUUUACAUCUUGCUUAUGUGCUUGUAUCACUUUUACAAUAAUAUGUACCAUGUGUGCUUGACUGUAAUGCUUACUCUAAUCCUUACAAGCUUGAUAUGUGGCUAUAUGUAUAAUACACUAUACAUAUUCACAUUAUACUGUAUUAUAAUAAUUGAAAUCACAUUUUUAGAAAAAAACAUUUGUUCCCUGGUUUUAUGUAUAUUCAGUUAUAUGUCCAUGCACUAAAUUUCCAUUCAUACGCGUCCUUAUCUACAUUCCAGAUCAGUGUGUAAAUAUUUGCAUGCAUGAUUUUUUUCAUAUAUUGGUAUAUCUGUGCCAUAAGGAUGUGCAGUGUAAACACUUGCCAUUUUAUUGCUCCUGUAAUAUAUUAAUACAAAGCAAUGAAUGCGUUUACUUUGUUGUUGCCGAUAAUAAUAACAUUAAUAAUAAUCGCAUCAUAAAAGGGUCUCACCUUCUAAAGUGGCUAAAAUGCUUAUUUUUGUGUAAAGAUUUAGUGACUUGAAUUUGAAGUGUGUGGUUUUAGUCUGUUUUUGUAGAAUUACAGGGACACUAUAGACUACAAUGUGAAUAUGCAUGUACUUUUCUGGCUCAUUGGCAGACUUAUAUUUUUAUAUCGAAAGCAAUACCAUUUUUGUCUGUUUUUUUUUUUUUUUUUUAAUUGUGUAUGUUUUAUCAGUUGGCAUUAAAUAAUAAAUUUGUAAUGUAAAAUCUCCCUGGUAAUUUAGGUCAGUGGUCCCCAACUCCGGCGCCGCGAACCGGUACCGGUCCGUGUGCCAAAUGGUACCGGGCCGCCCAAGGAACAUUAAAUGAUUUCCAUUUUA